GCACUUUAGAAGAAUCUGAACUUUCACCAGGCAUGCAAUGUCAAGCUCUCCAAGUCUUGCAUAAGAUCAUUUUGUUUAAGCUGCAUGAUGUUCCUUCUCUCAACAUGCUUGAUAUCACUCAGCUUUUAGCCAUUGUUGAAAUUGUUUCCCAGUCAACAAUCAUUUCAAAUAGCCUCUGUGCCUUUAGUUUUCUGGCUGAUAUAUCAUCUAAGCUUUGGGAAAGUACAGAAACUGGAUACAUUGAUCGUUCUUUCUCACAUCAGCCAUCAAAGGUCAUCUCAUUAAUUAUAAAGCAGAUCAUCUCAGUGGUGAAACCAUUUCAUGGUCUUUGUGAGAUCAACUCAACAGUUUUUCAAGAAGUCAAAGUACUGCUCAAGCUUCUUCUUAAGAUGGUUGGAGAAAAUCCAGAUUUAGGUGUCCUGGUGUUGGACAAAAUUGUUUCAUUUAUUGAUUACAUUGUGGAUCUGCAUGGCAAUGAGGUGGCUACUGGGCAGACAGGUAUGGAUGAGAUUGUGAAGUUUGAAGGAGCAAAACGCAAAGUAAUUUCCAAAAUUCUAUAUUAUAUAAACAGAUUUGUUGUGGCUUGCCUUCAAAAUCUAAAUGAUGUAGCUUCAAUUACCGUCGAUAUAUCUAACAAAGUAAAGUUCCUGGUUGAUCAUCUGCAUCAGCAUGGGUUGUUUGAUUUCUACAUACGUACAACCUACAUUUCAGUGCUCAAUGCUCAUAUUGUUUCUCAUUCCACGGUAAAUGAGAACAAGGAAACUAUCAGUGUUGAUGGAAUCUCAGCUCUUUCUUUUCCCAGUUACUUACUUGAGCAUGAAUUUGUUAUCCAUGAGCAUGCCAAGAAGAUGUUGACAGAGGGGGAUUACUGGCCUGCUUACAAAGCUGGAAUACAUGCUGCAACUGAGGGAGCAUGGCUCAUUGCAACUUUUAUUUUUGAGCAACUUGUGAAUAAGGUUAAAUCUGAUUCCUAUUAUUCCUGGUUAAAAUCUUUAGUUCUGUUUUCUCAUUCUGAAGGGAAAGUAAGGCUUUUUCUCCUGACAAAUCAACAGUCCAACUUUGUAGAUAAUCUGAAGUUGGAAAAAUCCCCUUUCAAAGAUAAUCUAGGUGCAGUUAACCAUGAUGCUGUUGGUAUUACUAAUGAGCCUGGUUACAUUGAAGUACUUGUUGAGGCACAAGGCAGUCUUUGUUCUUCAGUGGAACUAUUAGAAAAAAUUGACAUAUCUGGGAAAGAAUUUUGCUUCCAAAGAUGGUUUUUGGCCCUAAGAGCAAAAGUUCUCAGGACCAUAGUAGAGGUACUCAAAAUCUUGGGUACAUCUAAGUGGGAGAAUGUAGACAAUGAUGGAGAUUUUGAGAAAAGAAUACUGAUUGAACCAAUUCCUCUUCAGAAAAUCACUCAGAUAUCUUUUCAAUUGAAGAUGAUAGCGAAGGAAUUUGAUCUGAUGAGUGCAUCUUUCAUUGGCAUGGAUGGUGAUACUUCAAACAUCAUUGCAGCACUUGCACUAAGUUGUUCUGUGUUGGCCUUUACUUCUGGAUUUCCACUUUUCUUUCCAAGCCUUCUUGCAUAUGAAACUUUAACCAAUUUUAACCCAGAAAACUCACAGCAGAAUUAUUCAUGUUCAAUGCUAUUGCAGCAUAUGGUUGGCCGGUUGUCUCAUAUUGAUAAUGAGACUGGCAUGAAGAUAGGUCUGCUUUUUGAGGGUGGUGCAGGAGAUCUGCAGAAAUGUUUGCACCUCCACUUCAGAAGUCAAAGAUUGAGUUGUGGACAUGAAGUAAGGGAUGUUCUUAGUGUUUUGAAGUAUGCUGUUUCUGGCAUGGUUUGCUUGCGAAAUGAGGUCAACAAAAUACAAAAUGAGGAGAUUGUAUCCCAUGUUACCAAGAAAGGAUUGCAACUUCUCUUAGAAGUGGUUGUGCAAUGGAUUAACAUACCAUUCCAGGUUCCAAGGCAUUUCUUUAAAAUAAGGCCUUGCAUUGGUUCAGAGCUUUUUGCAUUCAAUGCAGACGCCAAGAACUCAAAUGAGAUAACCGUCAUUCAAGGCUCCACCAUCUCACUAAAUCUAUGUCUUCAACUGAGAAAUAUGCCAUCAGAAUUUCCACUCCGGCUGUCCAGAAUGUACUGCAUUUUAUGCUGUAGAGUAUCAUCCUUUCAGAAGCCAUGCCAGAAUGAAAGAAAUGGGGAAACAGUGCAGUGGGAUUCUCGACCUUGGGAAAAUGAAGAUAUGGUGGAAAUGAAUGAGAAUCUGUUUUGCUACGUGACAGAGUGCACAAAGAAAGCUAACCCUCGAAAGCGUUCUAGGGACAAUAUUGUUAACAAGGAUUGUGGUAUUGUGCAGUCAUACGUGUGUUUUGAGCCUAAUGUGAAGGGACAAGGAUUCUCAAGCUGCUUGCUUGAUGUUUCUCAUUUUCCAGUGGGUUGCUAUACAAUCAAAUGGUUUAGCUGUUGUAUUGACAGACAAGGUUCUUAUUGGAGUCUUCUCCCUCUGAACUCUGGACCUGAGUUUAUUGUACAACAAUCUCCUGUAAGCUAAUAUCACAAUUUACAUACAAAUAUUGCGAAGGCCUAAUUUUUUGUGCUUCGAGUAUCAACAAGGAAUAAUACAAAAUUGCUAAU
Molecule: messenger RNA, 2611 nt
Organism: Rubroshorea leprosula
Lineage: Eukaryota; Viridiplantae; Streptophyta; Magnoliopsida; Malvales; Dipterocarpaceae
Source: the annotation of a GenBank genome assembly